CCGAACCCACUGGCUUAUAUUCCCCAGCUUGGAUUUGCAGCUAGCAAUAAAAUGACCUUAUAUCAGCGAACGAUCAAUGUCAUCAUCUACUACGUUGCAAAUGCUGUAGCGCAUUUAGUUAUUUUGCCCCAGAUGUAUAAUGCGAUGAACACAAGCAAUCUAGGUAUUAAUUCGACUCCUUUGUUUACUGAAAGGCGAUCAUCAUUCCUUAUUGUAAAUACAGACUUUGCUAUUGAUUAUUCUCGCCCGAUUACCCCGACCUCUAAAGUAGUUGGACCUAUACUUCCUAAGCCCGCAAAACCAUUGCCUGAUGAUUUACAGCAGUUCAUGGCGAGCAAUCCUAAAGGAACCGUGCUAGUCUCGUUUGGCUCAGUCGUAACUGCCUUAAAGUAUGUGACCAAUAUCACUAUGUUAUUUGAUACCUUUGGUCAGUUACCAUAUAAUUUCAUUUGGAAAAAUACAGAGGAACUUCCUGAUAACAUCGCUCCCAAUAUUAAAAUUGUGAAAUGGGUACCACAAAACGAUAUUCUUGGCCAUCCAAACACCAAGGCAUUUAUAACACAUUGUGGUAUGAAUAGCCUUCUUGAAGGUGCAUAUCAUGGUGUACCUAUGGUUGGGAUUCCAGUUGCUGGUGAUCAAGUAAUUCACGCAACAAAAAUAUCAUCUAAACACGUAGGUGUAACACUCAAUGUUAAAGAAAUGACACAAAGCGAUCUGUAUUAUGCAAUUAUGAAUGUUACUACCCGACAAGACAUCAUAAAUAGUUCUAUGCAAGUUUCCAAACUAAUUCAAAAUAGACCGAAUGGUAGAACGCCUGUGGAAGAAGCUGCUGAUUGGAUGGAAUAUGCAUUAAAUUGUGAUGGUGGCGAAUAUUUGCGAACUGAGGAGUAUAAUCUGCGAUGGUACGAACUGCAUUUAAUAGACGUUUAUGCAGUUUUAUUAGUGUUACUUGCGAUUAUGGUUAAAAUUUUGCAGUUGAUUUGGAGAGGCGUAAAAGCCCUCUGCUGCGCCAAAGCUCCUAAAGAGAAAAUUUCAUAA
Trichoplax adhaerens is the source of this 1038-nucleotide messenger RNA. RefSeq lists its product as uncharacterized. NCBI's taxonomy places the organism in Eukaryota, Metazoa, Placozoa, Uniplacotomia, Trichoplacea, Trichoplacidae. Gene Ontology annotation, molecular function: UDP-glycosyltransferase activity. The record is from RefSeq and is a predicted model, not a curated record. The annotation marks the transcript as partial. The transcript has a single exon.